Molecule: messenger RNA, 2429 nt
Organism: Apis mellifera (honey bee)
Lineage: Eukaryota; Metazoa; Arthropoda; Insecta; Hymenoptera; Apidae
Gene: Ns4
Product: guanine nucleotide-binding protein-like 1
Exons: 5
Coding region: 231-1982 (583 amino acids)
Molecular function (GO): GTP binding; GTPase activity
Source: RefSeq, a predicted model, not a curated record
AUAAAUGUAUUAUAUCCAUGGAAUAAUGUGAUGAAUUAUAUUCAUAAGAAAUGUGCGUAACAAAUUAUUUUCGAUUAUAAAUAUUUUAAAAAUUUAUUAUUUCUAAAACAAGUGUUUUAAAGUUUUGAUAUUCUAAAUUUGAUAAAUAUUCAAGAUGUGCUAAUUAAAAAAUAUGUUAUAAUUUCAUACAAAAAUAAGGAAAUUAAUUGAGAGGUUAAGAUCGUUAAAAAAUGCCGCAAGGAACGAGAAAAAAACCAUUUAGCGGUAAAGCUAAAAAACAGCAACUACAAGCUAAAAAACAACGACAAUCUUCGGCUUUAUUUGCAACAGAAAAUUACAAUACAUCCAAUGAAGACAAAAUAAAUCAUUAUAGUGGUUUUGAAAAUAAUGCUAUACAAAAAAUUAAUAAGCAGCCAAAAGAUAAUAAUUCUUCUAAAAAUAGAUAUACUUUACAAUUCUUCCAUGAAACUAAAGAAGAACUGUUAAAACGAAAAGAACAAGCUAGAAAUGCUAUUGAAACUUUAUCUCUUAAAGAUCAAGAAAUUUCUAAUAAUUAUUUUCCACCUGAAAUUAAUAUGCCAAAACGACCACCUUGGAAUUUCAAUAUGUCAAAAGAACAGUUAGAAUUAAGAGAACAAAAAUAUUUUACUGAAUAUUUAAAAAAUAUUGAAAAGUUAAGUUCUGUAAGUUAUUUUGAAUUAAAUUUAGAAACUUGGAGACAAUUAUGGAGAGUUUUAGAAAUGUCUGAUAUUUUAUUAAGUAUUGUUGAUAUUAGGUAUUGUGUUUUAAUGUUUCCGCCAUAUUUAUAUGAGUAUAUAACAAAUGAACAAAAAAAAGAUAUGAUUUUAGUAUUAAAUAAAGUUGAUUUAGCACCUCCAGCUUUAGUAAUAGCAUGGAAAGAAUAUUUUCGUACUACAUAUCCAAAGUUACAUAUUUUAAUGUUCACAUCAUAUCCUACUUAUAAUUUGCGUGGAAAUACAAAUGAAACAGAAGGAAUAAAACAAAGACGUAGAAAAGGAAAACUUAAAAUGGCUGCAGAAGGAGCUCAAAAAUUGUUAGAUAUUUGCAAGGAAAUUGUUGGAGAUAAUGUAGAUUUAACUUCUUGGCAAAAUAAAAUUAAAGAAGAAAUGGAAAUGGAAUUUGAUUUAGAUGAUGUUGAACACAAAGACAAUGUUAUUAUUGAAAAAAAAGAUACAAGUUAUUAUAAACAUGAGCGCUAUAAAAAUGGAGUUUUAAGUAUUGGAUGUAUUGGAACUCCAAAUGUUGGAAAGUCAUCUUUAAUGAAUGCAUUAAUGGGAAAAAAAGUUGUUAGUGUAUCACGUACACCGGGACAUACAAAACAUUUUCAAACUAUAUUUCUUACAAAAACUGUUUGUCUCUGUGAUUGUCCAGGAUUAGUAUUUCCAUCUACAGUACCUAAACAAUUGCAAAUAUUAAUGGGAUCUUUUCCAAUAGCUCAAGUCAGAGAACCAUACACAACAAUUAAAUUUCUAGCUGAAAGAAUAGACUUACCUAAAAUACUUAAACUACAACAUUUAGAUAAUGAUGAUACAUGGUCUGCUAUAGAUAUUUGCGAUAGUUGGGCUUCUAAACGAAAUUUCAUUACUGCACGAACCGCUAGACUUGAUACUUAUAGAGCAGCUAAUUCAUUAUUAAGAAUGGCACUUGAAGGAAAAAUUUGUAUAUACGUAUAUCCUCCGGAUUGGGUUCUUAAUAAAGAAAAAUGGGAGAAUCAUUCGGAAGUUGAAUUAGUUAGAUGGAUUCAAGCUAGGAAUAAAGGAGAAGAUAUUAACGAUGUAAAAAAAGUAUAUAUUUCAUCUGAAGAUGAAGAUGAAGAAGAACAUUUAGAAGAUCAAAAACAUCAAAAGAAAAUAUCAAAAGAUAUAAGUGAUAAUUCUGAAGAUUCUGACGAAACUACAAGUGAGGAAUUGGAAUUACCAAAUGUAGUUAAUAAAUUUGAAGCAUUAUCAACAGAUAUAUAAAAAUAUUAAUUGUUCAUUGAAUAAUUUUUAUUUGUCAAUGAAUAAUUUUUAUUUAUUUCUCAAUACACAUUAUAUAUACGUUAUCUAUUUACAACGAAAUAGGCUAUAAUGUUUGUAACGAAAUAUUUGAUAAGUAAAAAUAUUAUGUAUAUUACACGCAUUAUUGUACUGCAUCUAAUGAUUUUUAAUCAAUUAUUGUACUGCUCUUUUAUGUACAUAUUAAUUUUUAUUAGUGUUUCGUUGGUCCAUUAUACAGCAAUUAUUUAUUUAAAAAAGCUCUUUUAUGUAAAAGCAUAAUCUAUUUUAAAUUGUUUUAAAAUUGUUUGCAAAAGAAAGAAAAAUAUUUGGAUUAUUAAAUAAAAAAAUAGAUGUUAAUUGUUUUAAAUUUCGAGGCCUAUGAUAUUUAUAUGAUAGAAUAUAGUUCAAUAUGUAUAAACGUUAUAUGUU